This is a messenger RNA of Anolis sagrei ordinatus, 1209 nucleotides long. The record is from RefSeq and is a predicted model, not a curated record. NCBI's taxonomy places the organism in Eukaryota, Metazoa, Chordata, Lepidosauria, Squamata, Anolidae.
UGCUAGUUCGAAGGGGGUUUCGUCACAUCCGGUGUCCUUCUCCCUUCAGAGCAGCGGCGUGGUGAGGAGCGCGAGCCAAAGGGAGCAAGCAAGCAAGCCAAAGGCGAUCUGGUAAAGGCUGCCAUGGCUCAGAGCCUGAAGGAUUUUGCAGGCCGCCUGCCCGCUGGCCCCCGUGGCAUGGGCACUGCCUUAAAGCUGCUUUUGGGAGCUGGAGCUGCUGCCUACGGUAUCCGUGAAUCUGUCUUUACAGUGGAUGGUGGCCAUAGAGCAAUAUUCUUCAAUCGCAUUGGUGGAGUUCAACAGGACACCAUUCUUGCAGAAGGACUACAUUUCAGAAUUCCUUGGUUCCAGUAUCCAAUCAUUUAUGAUAUUCGAGCUCGGCCUCGCAAGAUAUCUUCACCAACAGGUUCCAAAGACCUGCAGAUGGUGAACAUUUCCUUGCGGGUUCUGUCACGCCCCAAUGCUUCAGAAUUGCCCAGUUUAUACCAGCGCCUCGGUAUGGACUAUGAAGAACGAGUCUUGCCUUCCAUUGUCAAUGAAGUGCUCAAAAGUGUGGUGGCGAAGUUUAAUGCCUCCCAGCUCAUUACUCAACGAGCUCAGGUAUCUCUGCUUAUUCGUCGGGAGUUGACAGAGCGGGCAAAGGAUUUUAGCCUUAUUCUCGAUGAUGUAGCCAUCACAGAGCUGAGCUUCAGCAGGGAAUACACAGCAGCAGUUGAGGCCAAGCAAGUGGCUCAGCAAGAAGCGCAACGAGCUCAAUUCCUGGUGGAGAAAGCUAAACAGGAACAAAGGCAAAAGAUUGUUCAGGCUGAAGGGGAAGCCACUGCUGCCAAGAUGAUAGGUGAAUCUCUCGGCAAGAACCCAGGCUAUAUCAAACUGCGCAAGAUCCGUGCUGCCCAGAACAUAUCCAAGACGAUUGCAUCGUCACAAAACCGUGUUUAUCUUACUGCUGACAACUUAGUGCUGAAUCUACAGGAUGAAGAUUUUACUAGGUGAGGAGACUUGUGGAGAUACAAAUUACAAAACAGCUUUAGGGGGUGUUCUUCUAGAGUGGCCCUUGGCAUGCUACAUCUGCUGAAUAUGAUUUAGGCCAAUAAUGACAGCUGUGUAGCUUGUAGGUUGUGUGGAGCCCUCACCAGGCUCCCUCUAUAAAAUCCAACCUAGAAACUUCUAAACAGAUACUGAUAGAUCAUUUAAAGCAGGCAUGGGCAA